CAGCAAUACAGUGCAGACUUUGAUCUAGGGUGGGUUCGAUUCAAAGUCAAAGAAUUUCACAGUCACAAGUGUUUGGAUGAUACGUUCUGAACAAGUUUCAGUGUUUCCUCUGAAGUGGCUUUAAAAGCCUUGGGAGGCUUGCUGUGAUGUUAGUGUCCUGUAUUGUACACUGCAUUGCAGUCCUGAUCUUCCAGCUGUGUGGGGUGCAAACCCUAUCGCCCAUCACUUCCUGCCCAGCUUCCUGCAUAUGUGAAAAGUCUUUGGUCGUCAACUGUGCCUCACUGGGAUUAUCCAAGGCCCCUUCACAUAUCCCAGCAACUGCCACUGCCCUAGAUCUAUCACAUAAUGCAUUGCAUUCUCUGGCUCCUCUUGAUUCAGGCCAUUUGCAUUUGCAUGGGCUUCAACAACUGCAGUUAGGAAAUAAUUCACUAAAGAGUCUAUCGAUGUGUUCAGGGAGCCGAGGGGUUGUGAGCACUAGGACCCUGACUAGAAGAAAUCAGAGAUGUGUGUCCUGGGCACCUGAUCUACAGUUGCUGUCUGCUGACAGAAACCAGUUAAAAUGUCUGCCAAGAGGACUAGGCAAUAUUAAAUCCUUAAAAGUGCUCCAGUUAUCCCACAACAGAAUUUCUGAGAUUGGACCUGCUGACUUGGCUGGUUGUAUUCAUUUGAGUGAGCUUCAACUUCAUCAUAACCUCAUCACCACCAUCCACCCAAAAACCUUUAAAGACCUCCAGAACCUAAAGAUCCUUGACCUGAGCUACAACCUGCUGGCCACAAUACCUGUGCCAGACUUCCUGUCUCUUCGGAACUUGAAUAUUUUGGCAGACAUUUCUGGAAAUAGGUGGAGGUGUGACUGUAACUUAAAGACAGUACAAAGGUGGCUCAGCUUCGACAGGGAACUGGGUAAUACCGCAUGGGAAGUAGUGUGUUUCUCUCCUUCACACCAUGCUGGAAAGAACCUGCUGUACCUCCAGGAAUCAGAUCUUACAUGUCCACAAGCUGUAUACAACACCCCCGGUAUCAAAGAAGAGGUGACAGUGGAUGAGGGGACGGAGGUCAUUCUUUCUUGUAGCACUGCCAACCAAGAUUUAAUGCACACUCGUUGGUGGACACCCCAUGGCCAAAUCUCUGACAGCCAACAAUUCCUCCAUAUCAGUAACACCACAGAGCAUGAUGAAGGACUUUAUGUCUGUGUCUCAGGAUACCAAAAAGAGCAUGUCUCCAUUUUUUUUGUACAUGUUCGUAAAAGGACUUUUGACAAAAGGCUUCGACGAGAAGCACAAAUUGGAUCCGUCGAACGUGAUGACUAUAUACAGAGGAAUGUCCCCGCUGUACGAGCAGUGCAACAGCCUCAUUUUGUUUUAGCCAUCUGCUUGUCCGUCUUUAUCACCUUCAUUGUGGCUUUUGUUCUUGGUGUAAUAUUAAGACCACUUUUGGAAAAAUGGUACAAACAAUCUCUAACUAAGAGGAAUUCUACUACAUCACCUUCAAACUUGCAGACUUCCUCAACUAGGCAGAGGCCAUAUGUCAACGAAGGCUAUUUGGAUACUGAUGACCAAGAACAUGAAGUGCAUGAAGGACCAAGAGUGACAUUUGGAACAGUUACAGAAAUACAAGAACAAGGGGCUGUUCCAUAUUAUGUCACUGUAGAAGAAAGUCAAUCUGGGAGCGAUACAAGUGUUGCAGGUGUAUAUAAUAAUUUCGAGAAAAGGGAAUCCUUGGCUGAGAAUAUUGUCGUGCACAAAGAAGUGUCACUAAGAGAGGAAAACAAUGAAAGAUUCACUGAAAGUAACAACGGAAUGCAGUUUGAAUAUAUCCCAGACCCAGAAGACACCACAGAAUUCGAGGAGAGGAGUAUUUCACCUGCAACCUCUUUCGAACCGCAUGAAGCACAGAUGUCUUAUGAAGCAAGAGAGUCAACUGAGCAAAGUGUAGAUUCCCCUACAGUCACCAUGAAUGAAGAAAAAGUUGGACAAGCCAGUACAGAUCAUCAGGCAAUAAUACCAGGAUUUAUCACUGACCCGUUUCCUUUGAACGUGUUUAAAUCACAGAAAGAGUGUGUGGAUGAACUGGACUCAGAUUUAUGGAACGACAGCGGAGAUAGCUUUUCGUUCACAGAGGGCUCGCCCAGAUCAAGUAGUCGUGUUUCGCAUGUUGCAGAACUUCAAAGGGAAAUGUCCGUAGACGAACUGUCUGAGAGACUAAGCUCAUGUUACUCUUGCGAAAGUGGAGAAAGUGAAGGAGGACCCACAGAAUACACAGUAAACCCAAUGGAUGAUGAGAGGAUUUCCGUCUCAGAAAAUGAUAUCAACUGUGUUGAAAAACUUUAUCCUUUUGAAAAAGAUGUUCAAACUAAAGACCAGAAUGCAAACCCAGGUGCUCAAUUCAGACAAGACACUGUUACCCUGGACCCAACAGACAUAUACAUGACGUAUCCUCGAGGGGACAGUUUUGAUGAUGAGCAGUUUGCGGAGUACAAAGAAUACUUCAAUUCCUCAAAUAUUAGCAGUUAUCAUGAAGAUGAACCUGCACUAUACAAUGUGCAUCCUGUUUAUAGGACAAGUCAAAAGACCACCAGUCUGCUGGGGGAAGACAGAUCACGUACCAGUAGCUAUAGUGACGACGAGGAAAACAAACAUGGAGACUACCCCAGGAGACUUGAGAUAGGAUUAGAACAUAAAGUUCCUAACACUGAUGCCACACCAGUCGUAAAUUCAGACAGGAUUCUGAGUAUCAACUAUGACAACUCUUCAAGCAGUACAGAUAUAGAAGACAAGUGCAUUAAAGAAAAGGACAGAGGGUUAUUUAAAGGUCUAAGUGGACUAAGUGCAAUGCUGUUCAAUAGAAGUGGGUCUGAAACCAAUAAGAAAGCUGCCCAGUCAGAACCCAAAACAGCAACCACAAACAGUAAGGGUACCGGGGGCUUCUUGGGCUUUUCUUUCAAAAAACAGCCAACAAUGCCUUCAGACUAUGUCAACCCCACAACAAAUGAGGAUAAUUUCUUUGCAACAAUGGGACAAGCCUUUGAUAGACUACCAAAGCUAAAAAAUUCUCUUCUGUUCUCAAUCUCUGUGCCUAAAUCUCCAAAUCAGCAGGAAUCUACCUCAAUAACAGACAGAAUAUCUGAAUCACAGAGGCCCAAUGUGAGUUUAUCUUCUAAAGACAGCAUCUUUGCAAAGAUUAAUCCAACUUUCCAUCCAAUUCCACAAGUAAAGAGAUAUCUUCAUUUCUCACAAAGUAGAUCAUUUGAAAAAGCUUCGGGUGAAGAAAUCAUUGUUAAUGAUGGUGUAAAAACUGAAUCAAUCACAAAAGAUGUGGUAAGGCUUGAGUCAGUGGCAAAACCAGAAACCCAAUCUGAUAAAAUCAGUAUUUGCUUUGUAGGACAAUGUAUAUCUCUACAAGGAAUUCAAAAGGUACAAAGAUACAUCCAGUUCAGGCAAAUUGAGCCUCAAACUGUACAGGAGCUCACUCCAAACUUUAAGGAAGACAGUUUCUUUGAGCAAAUUCCAAUAUCCUUUGAUGAAGUGCCAAAUGUAAAACAGUAUAUCCAGUUUUCACCCUCUGAAUCACAACACUCAAAUCUUUCAACACCUUCAGCAUCAACUGACCAAAUAGUUAAGCUUGAGUCAGUGCCAAAAACAGAAUCCCUAUCCAACAAAAUCAAUAUUUCCUUUGAUGGACAAAGUAUAUCUCUACAAGCAAUUCAAAAGGUACAAAGAUACAUCCAGUUCAGGCAAAUUGAGCCUCAAACUGUACAGGAGCUCACUCCAACCUUUAAGGAUGACAGUUUCUUUGAGCAAAUUCCAAUAUCCUUUGCUGAAGUGCCAAAAGUAAAACAGUAUAUCCAGUUUUCACCCUCUGAAUCAAACAGAUCAAAUCUUUCAACACCUUCAGCAUCAAUUAACCAAGCAGUCAGUCCUGCUUUGGUGCAAAAAGCAAAAUCCCCAUCAAACACAUUCGGUAUUUGCUUUAAAGGACAAAGUAUAUCUCUACAAGCAAUACCAAAGUUACAGAGAUAUGUCGAGUUCAGGCAAGUUGAGCCUCAAACUGUAAAUGAGCUCACUCCAGCCUUUAAGGAAGACAGUUUUUUGGGGCAAAUACCAAUAUCCUUUGAUGAAGUGGCAAAAGUAAAACAGUAUAUCCAGUUUUCACCCUCUGAAUCACAUAAACCAAAUAUUUCAACACCUUCAACAUCAAUUAACCAAGUGUCAAGGCUUGAGUCAGUGCCAAAAACAGAAUCCCCAUCUAACACAAUCAAAAUGUUCUUCAAAGGACAAAGUAUAUCUCUACAAGCAAUACCAAAGGUACAGAGAUACAUCCAGUUUAGGCAAAUUGAGCCUCAAACUGUACAGAAGCUCACUCCAUCCUUUAGGGAAGACAGUUUUUUGGGACAGAUACCGAUAUCCUUUGAUGAAGUGCCAAAAGUAAAACAGUAUGUCCAGUUUUCACCCUCUGAAUCAAACAGAUCAAAUCUUUCAACACCUCCAGCAUCAAUUAACCAAGCGGUCAGGCCUGAUUUGGUGCAAAAAGCAAAAUCCCCAUCAAACACAUUUAGUAUUUGCUUUGAAGGACAAAGUAUAUCUCUACAAGCAAUACCAAAGUUACAGAGAUAUGUUGAGUUCAGGCAAGUUGAGCCUCAAACUGUACUGGAGCUAACUCCAACCUUCAAGGAAGACAGUUUUUUGGGGCAAAUACCAAUAUCCUUUGAUGAAGUGCCAAAAGUAAAACAAUAUAUCCAGUUUCUCCCAUCUGAAUCACACAAACCAAAUAUUUCAACACCUACAGCAUCAAUUAACCAAGUGUCUAGGAUUGAGUCAGUGCCAAAAACAGAAUCCCCAUCGAACACAAUCAAAAUGUUCUUCGAAGGACAAAGUAUAUCUCUACAAGCAAUACCAAAGGUACAGAGAUACAUCCAGUUCAGGCAAAUUGAUCCUCAAACUGUACAGGAGCUCACUCCAUCCUUUAGGGAAGACAGUUUUUUGGGACAAAUACCGAUAUCCUUUGAUGAAGUGCCAAAAGUAAAACAGUAUAUCCAGUUUUCACCCUCUGAAUCAAACAGAUCAAAUCUUUCAACACCUUCAGCAUCAGUUAACCAAGCAGUUAUGCCUGAGUUGUUGCAAAAAGCUAAAUCCCCAUCAAACACAUUUAGUAUUUGCUUUAAAGGACAAAGUAUAUCUCUACAAGCAAUACCAAAGUUAGAAAGAUAUGUCGAGUUCAGGCAAAUUGGGCCUAGAACUGUACAGGAGCUCACUCCAUCCUUUAGGGAAGACAGUUUUUUGGGCCAAAUACCAAUAUCCUUUGAUGAAGUGCCAAAAGUAAAACAGUAUAUCCAGUUUCUCCCAUCUGAAUCACACAAAUCAGAUCUUUCAACAUCUUCAGCAUCAAUUAACCAAACAGCUAAACCUGAGGUAGUGCCAAAACCAGAAUCCCCAUCUAACACAUUCAGUAUUUUCUUUAAUGGACAAAAUAUAUCUUUACACACAAUACCAAAGGUAGAGCGAUAUGUCCAGUUCAGGCAAGUUGAGCCUCAAACUGUACAGGAGCUCACUCCAUCCAUUAAAAGUGGAGGUUUCUUUGAGCAAAUACAAUAUCAUUUAAUGAAGUGCCAAAAGUAAAGAAACACCUUCUGUUUUCCCAAUCAGAAACUCAUUACCAAACUUUGUCACCAGACCAUUCCUUAAAGAAAAAAUAUUCACUAUCUGAUAAACAAACACCAUCAUCUCUGGUAACUAAAGUUCAUGCCCAACCCCAAAAUACUGGAGAUACGUUCUUUGAAGAAAUAGCUGUCUCUCUGUAUGGAUUGCCAAAAGUAAAGCAGUACAUUCAGUUUGCAAAAUCUGAGAUGUUUUCUGAACCACACUUUCUCUUAAAUGAGACGAAAACAACCAUGCAAACAGGCACAGAAGUGAAAAGAAAUAAUUCACCAUCUAAAGUGUCCAAUCCAGUUGUUGAUAAACACAAUUUCUUUGAACAAAUAGGUGUGUACCUUGAUGAAAUACCAAAAGUAAGGAGAAGAAUUCAUUUCACAGAGAAUUUACCACAGCCUCUGUCCUUCCUCCAACAACCAGUGACACCUGAGGUCACAGCAAAAGAGACAUCACACUCCAUAUCUGCUACAAAAUCACGUCAGGACAAACCUAAUUUCUUUGAAGGAAUCCAUGUCUCUCUUGGUAGUAUACCAAAGGUGAAAAAAUCUCUCCAGUUUACACAAUCUGAAGUUAAAUUGUCCAAUCAGUCAAUCCCUUCGUUCUUUGGACAAAUAGAUGUAUCCUUAGAUGAAGUCCCAAAAGUAAAAAGAUACCUUCAGGUCAUUAAAUCUGAACCUCAACCUUCAACUCGGCUUUCCUCAACAUCUGUAAUUACAGAAAAUAUGGCACCAGAACUUGUGUCUCAAAGUCCAUACAUCAAGGGAGACAAUUUCGUUUGGCAAAUAGGUGCAUCAUUGGACGGAAUACCAAAGGUGAAAAGACAUAUUCAGUUUACACAAGCUGAACCUCACUCGCAAUUUCCACCGUUGCACUCUUUAACCAACAGACCGGAAAAACCAAUACAUGCUGCCUCAGAAUUAGAAUCUACAGAUCAUAAACAACCAGCUGCUGGUGAACACAAUUUCUUUGUACCAAUUGGUGCAUCCUUUGAAAUACCAAAAGUGAAAAGAUACAUUCAGUUCUCACAGCAUUCUACUGAUUCUUCAUCUCUGCCUUUACACAGACAAACAGUUACACCAGUUUUGAUAAAAUCAGAAUUACAACUGUCCAGUUCUUCACCUGCUGAUAAGUCAAAUAAUGAAGACCCUUUUUUUAAGAACAUGGAUGCAUCUACUAGUGGACUGCCCACGGUGAAGCGAUAUAUACAGUUUACACACCAUCAAUCAAUGUCUCCAAAUAACCAUGAAGUCACAGCUGAUGUAGCAAAGAAUACAGAAUUACUGGGGUCUGCUUUCCCCAUAGUUGACUUAAAAACUCCUCCAACAGAAGACCAUUUCUUUGGCCAACUAGGAACAAAUCUUAUUCACUACCAAGGUUGAAUAAAUAUAUACAGUUUACACAGUCUGAACCAUAUCCCUCUAGUCAGUCUCCCUCAACAUCUGAUAUUACAGAGAGGCUCAAACCAGAGUUCUCAAUUAAAACACAGUCUACAAGAUCUGAGGCUACACUGAGUCCCACCAUUGAGAAGGACGAUUUCUUUGGGCAAAUAGGUUUCUCAUUCGAUGAACUGCCAAAGGUGAAAAGAUGCAUCAAGUUCACACAAUCUGAACCUUGUUUCUCAAAUCAGUCACAGUCUGCGGAAAUGACCAAACAACAGACCACAAUAAGCUCCUCGAUCUACAAACCAAGCACAAAAUCCAGUCGUGCUGCAAAACAUCUAUAUGGAUCAUUAGAUUUAUCUUUCAAUCAGCUUCCAAAAGUGAAAAGGGAAAGCGAACCAAGUUUGCCAUCUGACGAUGAAUUCAAAGUUACUACAAAGGAAAAUGAAUCAUUUGGCCAAAUAGACGGAAUACCAACAGUAAACAGAUACACUCCAUUCAAACAGUAUAAACCUCAUCAUUUGCCUCCAUCCAUUUCAUUUAAAAAAUGGGAAGCAAUGGAAGUAGGAACAGAAUCAAGGAUGUUUAUGUCAAAUGUAACAACAGCAACUGUUGGAGAUCAUGUGCCACGGCAGAUAAGCACAAGGCGAUCAAAUUUGAACGAAACUGAACGAAAUCAGGCUCUUUACAGAUACAAGAUACACCAUCUACAGUGAAAGUGACCUCAGAAACUGCCAGGUUAAAACCACUUACCAAGUCAAAGAGUUCUCCAUACUCAUCAAAUCUAGAUGGACAGCCAGCCCAAGUAGAUGUAUUCAAACAGACAGAUUCAAAUUCAUCCUCUGGUGACAAGAUAUAUACGAAUACACAAGGACUAAGCAUUAGGACACCAGUAUCUCUAACAGACCCAGAGAACAAAUUAGAAACAAAGUUGUCCAGUUUGAGUGCCUUGUCCAAUGAAAGUGCUCCUUUACAAACAAGAAAGCGUCUCGUUACCGACCCUGCACUUCAGGACGUAUCCCAAGCUCUGCCUGAUACACCUGUGGCUUCUCCAGGAAAAGACGACGUCAGAGAGUAUCUCAGAGACAGCUCUCUGGCCCGUCAAAGGCAAGAACGGAGAAGAUUGUUAUUUCAGCAGAAGAAGCGAGCAAUGAAUGGGUUCAGUCUGAGCUCGGAGUCUUUUACUUCUCAGGAGAGUGAUCAGUAGGGAAAAAUGUCUGACUUAUUGAGAAGGAUCUCCUUUGUUUUGAACACUGGGUGUCUACAAGAAGCAAAAGAACUGCAAACUUCAAGGAAGUCCUUUAGGAAUUUGACAGGAAUAUCACAUCUCUUAGAUGCAAAUUAUGUGUGUAUGUUGAGAUUGAGGUGUCUGAUAUUUCUAUGUAAAAAGUGUAUCAUUUUAAACAAUAAUGUAAUGUUUAGGUAAAUCUGAACAGUAUACUGAUUUUUGAUUCACUAAAUGAAACUAAAUUCAUAUUUAGUUACUUUUUGUUUAAUUCUAUCAAUAGAAAUAUAUUUCAAUAUAUUUGAAUGUUUAAGUUUAAAUAUACAAAUUUACAAACCGACAGAAAAUGCUUUUCCACAGUGACAUAAUUAACAUUUAUUUACCUUAUUUUAGUUGUUUCUUUUGAUUUGGGAAAGAAUUUACAAAAGCAUAUUAUAAAAAAAAUGUAUGUAGAGAUUAAAUGUCUAUAACAAUCCAAGCCUGUAUUAAAAUCUAAAAACUU
This is a messenger RNA of Silurus meridionalis, 8754 nucleotides long. RefSeq lists its product as uncharacterized. NCBI's taxonomy places the organism in Eukaryota, Metazoa, Chordata, Actinopteri, Siluriformes, Siluridae. The record is from RefSeq and is a predicted model, not a curated record. Gene Ontology annotation, cellular component: plasma membrane. Gene Ontology annotation, molecular function: protein binding. Bases 147 to 5615 code for a protein of 1822 amino acids. The transcript is spliced from 5 exons.